Acanthocheilonema viteae is the source of this 2484-nucleotide messenger RNA. Lineage: Eukaryota; Metazoa; Nematoda; Chromadorea; Rhabditida; Onchocercidae. The record is from the annotation of a GenBank genome assembly.
AUGUCGCCAAUGCCACCUGUUGUGAUGGUUUCGAAUCGGGAGGAGGAUUCUGUGAAUACCGAGCCAUCGAUGAGCGGUCGACAAGUUAUCGGAAUUAUUUAUCCUCCACCAGAUAUCAGAACAAUUGUUGACAAAACAGCAGCAUUUGUUGCCAGAAAUGGAAUUGACUUCGAGAAUAAAAUUAGAGAGAAAGAAGCAGCUAAUUCACGAUUCAGCUUUCUGAGUGCAACGGAUCCGUAUAACGCUUAUUAUCAACACAAAGUUGUAGAAUUUCGGGAAGGGAAAACUACAGAACCGUCGGUUCCGCGACCACAAAUACCAGAAGCAGUAAAGGAACACGUGAAGCAAGUAGAGUUUGUGCCACGAAAUCCUCCACCUCCAUUCGAGUUUGACGCUGAUCCGGCUACAAUAAAUGCAUUUGACUUGGAUUUGAUCAAAUUAACGGCAUUGUUUGUGGCACGUAAUGGACGACAGUUUCUGACUUCACUGAUGAAUCGGGAGUCGAGGAACUAUCAAUUUGAUUUCUUGAAGCCGCAACAUUCAAAUUUCAAUUAUUUUACGAAACUUGUCGAGCAGUAUACGAAGAUCAUUGUUCCUGCAAAAAAUAUUGUGGAAGAUUUAAAAGCUGAGGAAGAUAAUACGAAAAAGAUUCUUGAAAAUGUGAGAUAUAGGGUUGGUUGGGAGAAACAUCAACGAGCGCAGAAGGAGAAGGAGGAUGCUGAGGUUUUCAAUUUCUUAAUCAAAAAAGAAUACUUGGAGAUGAUGCAAUACCGAUUCAUAUACAAGAUUGUUACCAUAUGUUUACUUUUUUAUCGACAGAUUGAGAGAGAACGAAUAGCUUAUGCACAAAUCGAUUGGCAUGAUUUCGUUGUUGUUCAGACUGUCGAUUUCCCUAUCAACGACACAGCAACCUUACCACCAUUCUGUACACCCAAAGAUGUUGGAGCAAGAAUUUUGAUGCAACAACGACAGGAAGCAGCAGCUAAAGCAGCUGCAGAACAAGCGGUAGAGAUGGACGUUGAAUCAGACUCCGAUGAAGAGCACCAAGAAAUUCGCAAUGAAGUUACAAAUGGUGAAAUAGAAAAUGGUAAUGCCGACCACGAGAAGAAAGCUCCAUAUGAAGUGACUCAACCGAUGCCUGCACCGCCAUCGGAAGAUACAGUUGUAAUCAGAGAUUAUGAUCCAAAGAAAUCAAUAAGUGCACGAAAAGCUGCUGAUAAGUGGAUUAUUUCACCUCUUACUGGUGAGCGAAUACCUGCCGAUAAAUUACAGGAGCAUAUGCGUUACAAUACUGUUGAUUCGCAAUAUAAAGAACAACGAGAAAGGGAGUUGUCGGAUCGCAAUGAGGAGGAACCAGUUUAUGCGCCAGGUGCUGAUAUUAGUACAAAUAUUGGUAAGUUUGCAGAACGCCGUACUGAUAUAUUUGGUCAUGGUGCAGAGCAGACGAUUAUUGGUAAGAAACUUGGUGAAGAAGAAGAGGCACCGCGUGGUCCUGAUCCUAAGCUUAUCUGGGAUGGUCAGCAGUCUACAAUCGAUCAAACAACAAAAUUAGCUCAGCAAAGCGUUACAUUGGACCAACAAAUCAAUGAAAUUCAUAAGCAACAUGGAUAUAUUGCUGAUCCAAGCAAGGAAAGAAUAGGACCAGGUGCUAUACCACCUCCUCCAGUUCAAGCAGUUCCACCACCAACUACGACAGUGGUAGCAACAGCGGCAGCUACAACGUCGUCGCCUGUCACUACUGCAGCCAGCAUAACAGCACCAACUGCUGCCGUGCCAAAACCGUCCGUUCCUACUCCACGCCCGCCAGUGCCACCUCCACAGACUACAUCAGCUCCAGUACCACCAACCCAAACCGUUCGGCCACCAGUUAUUCCUCAAAUCCCUAUUCGACCACCACCACCUGGGUUUCCUGCGAUACCUUUUCCAGGUGCACCUAUGCCAAUGCCACCGAUGCCAAUGCCUGUUAUGAGACCACCAAUUGGAGUUCCGAUGAUACCAGUUCCGGUAAUUCCACAAACGCCACUUGCCGUUCGUCCUACUAGUACACCGGUAGCAGCGCAAAUUUCACCUCCUGCAACUUCAUCUGCUCCUGUAGUUGAUACAAAUGCAACUACUAAUACUUCUGUUGGAGAUGGACCUCCGCCUGCGAAAAAGGCUCGAACAGAAGAUGAGCUUGAAAGUGAAGCUGAUUGGCUUACGAAGGUCACCGGGUCAAUCACAGUUACUGUCCAGAUACCGAGCACUGCUCCUAAUCCGGACUGGAAACUUGAUGGGCGACGAUUAAAUGUUUCUUUGGACAUUGCUGCACCGGUUUCUACGCUGAAAAGUUUUGUACAAGAUGAAACUGGAUUACCGUGUUCAAAGCAGAAGUUGUCAUAUGAGGGGUUGUUCUUGAAAGAUGCCUGUACAUUAGCCUAUUACAACAUGAAUACCGGAGCUGUCGUACAAUUAUUAAUCAAGGAGAGAGGUGGUAAGAAGAAGUAA